Molecule: messenger RNA, 355 nt
Organism: Staurois parvus
Lineage: Eukaryota; Metazoa; Chordata; Amphibia; Anura; Ranidae
Source: the annotation of a GenBank genome assembly
AUGCAGACUGCUUCUACAAACAUUUUUGAAAGAAUGGAUCGCUCUCAGGAGCUCAGUGAAUUCAAGCAUGGUACCAUGACAGGUUGCCACCUGUGCAAUAAGUCCAUCUGUGAAAUUUCCUUGCUAUUAAAUAUUCCACAGUCAACUGUUAGUAGUAUUAUAACAAAGUGGAAGCAACUGGGAACAACAGCAAAUCAGCCACAAAAUGAGUGGGGCCAGAGCAUGCUGAAGGGCACAGUGCACAGAAGUUGACAACUGUCUGCAGACUCAAUAGCUAAAGUCCUCCAAAACCUCUAAAAAGAUUAGCACAACAACAGUGUGUAGAGAGUUUCAUGUAAUGGGUUUCCAUGACCAA